Teleopsis dalmanni is the source of this 1116-nucleotide messenger RNA. RefSeq lists its product as uncharacterized. The transcript has 3 exons. Bases 1 to 1116 code for a protein of 371 amino acids. Gene Ontology annotation, molecular function: catalytic activity. The record is from RefSeq and is a predicted model, not a curated record. Lineage: Eukaryota; Metazoa; Arthropoda; Insecta; Diptera; Diopsidae.
AUGGCCCACGACCAUAUAGGAAAUCCACCACCGGAAAUACUUAAGCAGCUCGUGAUAACAGCAGCAGAAAGAAUGACUGGUGUUGUGAUUGGAGCCGAUGCAAAUGCUCAUCACACAAUCUGGGGAAGCUCGGACAUAAAUGAAAGAGGAGUAGAACCUACUUUUAUUAUUGCAGGCAGAAAAGAAGUUUUAGAUAUUACAUUAACUAUUGAAAACACAGAUCUUGAGAUUAAGGAUUGGAGAGUUCUUGGUGAACACUCAUUCUCUGACCAUCGUUAUAUUCAAUUCUAUAUAAAUCUACAAUGUCCAGUUGAGAAACCUUAUCGGAAUUACCGUAAUACCAACUGGAGUAGAUAUCGAACCAAUUUACUAAAUCUACUUCCUCUAUAUCCUAUUGAAGAAGUAGAGACUCCUCAAUCGCUAGAUAACGUUGUGGAAACCUUCACAAAAGCUUGCAACAUAGCCUUGGACCGUUCUUGCCCGCUAAAAUCACAGAGGGGAAAGAAAAAGCCAUUGUGGUGGUCCGAGGAAAUAAGUGAUCUUAGGAAAUCAAGCAGAAACUUGUUUAACAAGGCCAAGAGAAGUAAUCUUAACACUGACUGGGACAUCUACAAAGUCAGUCUAAAAAUAUAUAAAAAUGAAAUAAAAAGAGCCAAAACACGCUCCUGGAAAGCCUUCUGUGAAAGCGUGGAGGGUUGUCAAGGAAUAGCAAGGUUUAGGCGCAUUCUCUCGAAAAAACCCUCUAAUCUAGUCUACUUAAAAGACGAGGUCAAUGGGUGGACACAUAGCAGCGAAGAAUCGGCGGCAUUGUUACUGAAUAUACAUUUCCCAGAUAGUGACAUACCAAAUAACCUUGGAAUAAACCAGGGGUUUACAUGUGACUCAUCUGUAGUGAAUAAUAUUGUCACCAGAAGGAAAAUUAAAUGGGCUAUAGAUAGCUUUCUACCAUACAAAUCACCGGACCUGGAUGGAAUUAUACCAGCCCAACUUCAUGAAGCAAGGGACAUCUCUUGCAACUGGCUCACACCAAUCUUUAAAGGUUGUCUUUCCUUAGGGCAUAUACCAGAGAAAUGGAAAUUGACAAAGGCAGAAACUAAACCACCACCUCAAUUAUAA